Messenger RNA from Nicotiana attenuata, 1463 nucleotides. Its product is annotated as putative late blight resistance protein homolog R1B-12. Gene Ontology annotation, biological process: defense response to other organism. The record is from RefSeq and is a predicted model, not a curated record. The transcript is spliced from 3 exons. The coding region runs from base 188 to 1267 and encodes 359 amino acids. Gene Ontology annotation, molecular function: ADP binding. Lineage: Eukaryota; Viridiplantae; Streptophyta; Magnoliopsida; Solanales; Solanaceae.
GCCGGUGCACUAAGCUCUCACUAUGCGCAGGGUCCGAACAAGGGUCGGACCAUAAGGGUACGGUCUAUUGUAUGCCGCCUUACCCUGCAUUUCUGCAAGAGGCUGUUUCCACGGCAUAAGGCUGUUCAUAUUUUCUUCCAUUCCUCCCCUCUCUAUCUAUCAUCAAGUCAUUAAAGUAAAGGAUGCGAUGAUUGGCUUUGAGAGAGAGACUGAGAUGCUGAUGGAGAAACUUGUGACAGGGCCUCGGCAAUUAGAUGUGAUCUCAAUUUUUGGAAUGCCAGGACUAGGAAAAACAACUUUGGCUAAGAGAUUGUAUGAUUGUGAAUCAAUUUCCAAUCGCUUUGACAUUGGCUUGUGGUGUUGUUCUUCCCAAUCUUAUGAUAAGAGAUCUCUCUUAUUCGAAUUAUUGAAUCAUAAUUGUAAGCUUGAUACUAUUACCAAAGAAAAGAGUGAUGACGAGCUAGCUGAGAAGCUUUACAAACAUUUGAAGGGAAAGAGGUACCUUAUUGUUGUCGAUGAUGUGUGGAGUUAUGAGGCAUGGGAUGAUAUAAGAAGACCUUUUCCAGAUGAUGAUAAAGGAAGUAGAAUUAUUUUGACGACCAGACUUGAAUCAAUCGCCACAUAUGCCAUGAUCGAUUCGAGUCCUCAUUUCCUUCGCUUGUUCACAGAAGAAGAAAGUUGGAUGCUAAUGAAGGAGAAGGUAUUCAAAGAAGACAAUUAUUGUCCACAAGAACUCGAGGAGAUCGGUAAGCAAAUAGUAACAAAGUGUGGAGGAUUACCCCUUGCUAUUAUACUGAUAGCAGGUUUUCUUGCAAAAAAUGAUAAGGAAGUAGAUUACUGGGAAGAAGUCGCGGAAAGUUUGAAAUCAAGAAUGAAAGACUGCAUGGAUAUAGUUGAAUCGAGUUACCAACACUUACCCAUUCAUUUGCAGAAAUGCUUUCUCUACUUUGCUUCAUUUUUAGAAGACCAGAAAGUUCCUGUUAAAAAACUGAUACGACUAUGGAUCGCAGAAAAUUUUGUUGAAGCUAGUAGUACAUCGAAGAGCUUAGAAAUGGUUGCCAUGGAUUACUUGAUGGAUUUAAUUAGCAGCAACCUUGUAAUGGUGGCCAAAAUCAAUUCCUUAGGGGAGCUUAAAGUCAUCCAUAUUCAUGAUUUAAUACAUGAAUUCAGUUUGGUAAAAGCUAAAAACGAGAACUUUUUGCUGAGGAUAAAUAGAGUAGGUGAAUUUUGCUCAUCUCGCAGAAGUUGGCUGAGGAGAAUCGGUUAACAACAUGGAAUUAUGUAUGUGAGAGGACGGGCUGACGAGGGCGGAUCAAGCAAGACUUGCAAGCAGGAGCGGAUUUAGGGGGGGCGAAAGGGGGUUCGCCCCCUUCGUCGGAAAAUUACACUAGCAAAAUCUGUUAUGUACCUCUAUAUAUUGUAUUUUGAAUUCCCUUGACACAACUAAAAAGCAUAACUUAAUG